GCCAGCUAGCGCGGUUAGCCGAAUUUUUGCCCUGAGCGUUUUUGUCCGCAAGCAACUCCACGCCAAUCACGUUGCCACUCCCCAGCAUCGCACCCUUCGAUAUUCGGUGCCAAUUGCAUUUUCCAAUGUUGCGAUCAUCGCUUCGGUCAGCAAGGGUACUCGGCAGCCAGCCCGUAUCGGCUGCUACCGCGCGCCAAUUGCCAAUUGCUGCGCCGCGCCGAGCUAACAGCCGUUUCUAUUCCGACAAGAAGAACGAUGCCGAUCCCUCGAAACCUGCCGUUCUGCCGACGUCCGAGACUCUUACUUCCGAGAAAAGCCCUCUCCCUAGUGCGAAGGAGGCCAUCGAAGAGGUUGUCAAAAACACCCAGAUCCCAUUGACUCCCCCAGAGCCUACUGCAAAGAUUGCUGAGAUUGCUGCCCAAGCCAAGGAGAAGGCUGCCGAGGUCGCCUCCAAGGUUGCUCCCGAGGAGAGCCAGGCCCCUCCUCCCGCACCUCCCAAGAAGCUCGGCUUCUUUGGCCGUCUUCGCCGUCUUGUAAUGACCCUUUUGGUCCUUGGUGUUGUUGGCUUCAGCGGUGGCGUUUGGUACUCUCGCAUUAACGACACUUUCCACGACUUCUUCACCGAGUACAUUCCUUACGGCGAGCAGGUUGUCCUCUACCUUGAGGAGCUCGAGUUCCGCAAGAAGUUCUCCCAGGGCGGCCAGCUUCCUCGCGAGAUUGGCGAGCAGGUCCGUGUUCCCGCCCACAGCGGUGCUUCAUGGCGUGUCGCUGAUAGUGGAGAGCCUGUCUCUCGUCGCGCCAGCUCUGCUGCUUCCAACACCAAGAAGGGCCCCGUCAACCCCGUAACCGAUGCCAGCAAUGCCUCCACCACGGAAUCCCUCGCUGCCCAGGCCCCGGGCGCUGUCAAGGAGAAGGUUUCCGCUGCUGCUUCUGCUGUUGCUUCUGCUGUUACUUCCGCCACCAAGCCUGCGGCCGCCGCCCAGAAGGCCCCUGAAGUUAACGAGCCUUCGCGAUUCCUCCCUCUCGAGCCAAUUGACCUCCUCUCUCUUCCCGAUGCUAAGGAGCCCAUCGUUCAGGAUGUUGUUCGCAUGUUGAAUGACCUCAUUCUCGUCAUCAACGCCGAUGGUGCCCACAGCAAGUACUCGACAACCAUCGACAAGGCUAAGAGCGAGGUUGUCGCCGUUGGCAACAAGCUCAAGGAGAUGAAGGGUGCUGUUGAGAAGAAGGCCGCCACCGAAGUCCGCUCCACCAUCACUGAGUUCGACAAGUCUGCCACCGAGCUUAUCAAGAGAGUUGAGAACACCAUGGCUCAGCAGGAGGUUGCUUGGCGCCAGGAGUUCGAGGAGGAGAUGAACAACGUACGCAAGAGCUACGACGAGCGUGUCGCUCUUUUGAUGGAGCGCGAGAAGGAGCUCAACGAGGAGAAACUUCGCAACCAGCUUCUCGAGCAGGCCGUUGCUUUGAAGAAGGACUUUGUUGCUGAGGUUCAGAGCGCUGUUGAGAAGGAGCGUGAGGGCAGACUUAGCAAGCUCGACGAGCUUUCUGCCACCGUUGCCGAUCUGCAGAAGCUUACUGUUGGCUGGAACAACGUUGUCGAUGCCAACUUGAAGACUCAGCAGAUGCACGUCGCCGUCGAGGCCGUCCGCACCAGCAUUGAGGAGGCUAUUCACCCUCGCCCCUUCAUCAAGGAGCUUGUCGCUCUCAAGGAGAUUGCCACCGACGACGAGGUUGUGGAUGCCGCCAUUGCCUCCGUCAACCCUACUGCCUACCAGAAGGGUGUUCCAUCUACAUCUCACCUCAUUGACAGAUUCCGCCGUGUUGCUAACGAGGUUCGCAAGGCUUCUCUGCUCCCCGACGAUGCCGGUGUGGCCAGCCACGCUUCCAGCUGGGUUCUUAGCCACCUGAUGUUCAAGAAGCAGGGACUUGCUGAUGGCAACGAUGUUGAGAGCAUUCUUACGCGCACGCAAACGCUUUUGGAGGAGGGAGACCUGGACUCUGCCGCUAGAGAGAUGAACGGCCUUCAGGGAUGGGCCAAGACACUGAGCAGAGACUGGCUCGGCGAGGUCCGCAAGGUUUUGGAAGUACAACAAGCCCUUGAUGUUAUUGCCACCGAGGCUCGCCUGCAGAGCUUACGAGUUGACUAAAAGCUGAAAAAAUCUCAUUUGUCGUGUAUAUUGGUCAGGUGGAGAUGGUUCUAGAGGGGUGCUUUUUUAAGCCUAUGUAUUAGAUAUUUCGAUAGACCAUCGAACAAUGGCGUCUUAUUCUGCUAAGCUGUAUCAUGGCCUAAUGAGCUGCCGUGCCGCCUCUGUUAGGGUUACUGCAAACUAAUGCUCGUCCAUCUCAAACUGCGUAAUCAUGUGAUGAUAUUUGUAGUCACUGUUCAUAGAUUUAGUUUGUUCGUAUUCGUUAUUUUUAACAUCGCCAGACUCAUCGCUUGGUGUUGUAACCUCAGUUUUGCUCGGC
Molecule: messenger RNA, 2463 nt
Organism: [Torrubiella] hemipterigena
Lineage: Eukaryota; Fungi; Ascomycota; Sordariomycetes; Hypocreales; Clavicipitaceae
Source: the annotation of a GenBank genome assembly